AUGGCAGCCCUGGCGGCGCGCCAGCGCACGGAGCUCGAAGCGCAGGCUUUGCCUGGCGCAGCGGCAAAGCGGUACCCUCGGUGGAAGCCCAAAGAAAGCAAGACCGAAAGAGCAGCCGCAGGCAUAGCUCAGAAGGUCUUGUGCAAGGAGUACCAGCACCCCUUACGCUCCACACCUACGAUGGCACUCCGCCGGCGCGCCACAUCCCGACCAGAGCGAGGCUGGGCUUCGCCGAAUGAGGCGCCGGGCAGGGCCGGGCAAGGCAAUGCCGCACCUUUGUUUCAACAAGUUUGGGAGCACCGAAAAGGUGACGAGCUCUUCAGGCUCGGCCAUGCGGACACGGCGGGAGGCAAACUUGCCUUCACGAUCCUCGCCUGCGCCCGCCGAUCCUUUCAGAGCAUAGCAACGAGCCCAUCGACUCAAUCCGAUGUCUUCACCAUGCUCGCGGGGGCCUACCCGCAGUUCCAGAUGCGGCACAACUAUGACUGGGGGUGGGACUCAUCUGUGGUGCCGAUGAUGACCUGGCCUCAGCAGGCCGCUCCUUCUGAGCACGACCUGCAGUUACAGGAGGUGCUGAACAGCAGCGAGCCAUCCGAGGCGGAGAGGAAGAUCAUCCACGCGUGCAUCCAGAAGCUCAAGGGCAUCUUGGCCAAUCUGGGCAACGUGUGGCACAUCCGCGCCUUUGGUUCGGCGGCCAACGGCUUCGCCACCAAGGGCUCCGACCUGGACGUGACCUGUGUUCAUGACGGCGUGAGCACGCAGAACAGUGAGCUUGCGAUCCAGGAGCUGCGGACGAGGCUGGCACCUCUAAUCAGAGAGGAGCCGAGCCUCGAGGUGAUCGAAGAAGUCUGGUCUGCCCGUGUGCCGAUUUUGAAGCUCCGCUUCCAGCACCUUCCGGUGGACCUGUCUUGCCACAACUUGGAGGCACUGCAGAACACCUUGUUUCUCAAGGCUUAUUCGCACCUGAGCCCGUUUGUGAAGAAGCUGGUGGUGUUCGUCAAGCAUUGGGCAAAGAAGGAGCAACUGUGCAAUGCCUCGCUGCGGCACCUCUCUACGUACGCCCUCACUUUGAUGGCGAUCUUCUUCCUACAGGUGCAUGACAACUGGAAGAUACCCACCUUGCCGACCACUUGCUUUACCCAUGACUGGGUCGACUCGAGCGCAAUAAACAAGGUGAAGUGGCAAGCUCCACAGCUACCGCUCACAACGCUGCUGUAUGACUUCUUCAGCUUCUAUGCUCAAGAAUACAACUGGCAGGAGGAGGUCAUCUCAGUUCGGCUCGGCCGCAGGGCCUUUAGGCAAGAGAUCAGCAACUUUCAGAACCUCGUGGGCGCAGCUUCCGCCGCGCGGCUUCACAUAGAGGAUCCUUUUCUUUUGGACAGGAACCUGAACUGCACCUUGGGCAUGGAGCAAGAAGCUCAACUCAAGGUGAAGAUCCGCAUGACCUAUGAGACCCUGGCUGCGUGGGAAAUGCCCGCAGCCUUCCAAUCCACCAAAACUUCCAGAAGUUCCAUCCGAAAUGUCCCCAGCACGCUGGUGACCAACGGCGGCAAGAAGCCAAAGAAGCCCACUGCCGAAGCGGAUGCCGCCCCGGAUGCUGCGCAGGUCCCGGUGCCGAAGUUCUUGAGGUGACGGGCCAGGUGCAGGUGCGCGUCCACUGGCGGCCUUGGGUUCCAUAUAAUGGUCUGGCCAGAACCUCAGGCAACCCCUCACGUUUGAGGAUGUUUGAGCCGGGCGCAUUGUGGCAGAAAGCCCAAGGCGGCAAUCUCGGAUUCAGCUGGCUCUCCGG
Effrenium voratum is the source of this 1789-nucleotide messenger RNA. The record is from the annotation of a GenBank genome assembly. NCBI's taxonomy places the organism in Eukaryota, Dinophyceae, Suessiales, Symbiodiniaceae.